GUAUAAAUGCCAUAGCUCAGCCAAACUUAAACGCGUAAAGUGGAUACUUUGGAUGUGUUUCAUUAUUUGAUAGACAUAUGUCAUUCGUAUAAACGUGUGUAUUACUCACUAAGCAUUCUCUUACCCUUACUGCGAUAUGGACAGACUGCAUAAUAUCGUAAAACAAAUAGACAAAAACGACGAGAAUGUGAAUGUUCUCCUCACAGCUAUCAGAAAUCUCGGACAGCAACUGCAAAGUCUCCAGCAACACGCUGCUUCGUUUGACGAGAGUCAGUAUAAUUCCUCUGCAACGCAGCUUCAAGCCGAGUUAGAGGGUUCUAUACCACGUAUACAAGACAAUUUGGUACAAAACGAUAACCUUAUACAACGCAUGAUGGAUUUGUUCUUCGAGUUGGAUGCUGGACCACAUCUUGACAAGUUGUCGACCGAAUUUGGGAACUACCAGCAAGUUCAUUUGGAAAAACGCGACCUUAUCGACGGAUACAAUCAUGAGGAAAUCACAUUAGAGACAUUGGUUGCCAGUUGGCCACAGGAUAACUCCAUCAAGCAGCUAUCAAGUGAGAUCGACGAACUCUCAGCCUUAUUCGCAAGUUCAGGAUUAUAAGCGUGAAAAAUUACAACAUAACAAGACAUCAGAUUAAGAAUCCUCUAAUUGCACCACCAACGUUAGCGCUCGGGAUCACCAGACUUCCUCAGACUGUCAGCUAACUCCCUCUGCUGGUCGAAUGGGAAGAGAAUGUCACUGUGUACACCUAUAAUGAGCACUGGUAUCUUAGACAAUCGUGUCAGCCCCUCUGUCAAAUCUUGGGCGUAUGGUACGGUAGGUGCUGUGGAGAUGUAUGGCUUGAGGUUUUUGAUUUUAACACUGUCGAGUGAUGGUGGUUCCAUAGAGUGUGACGUCGUUGAUCCUAAUAGUUUCUUAUCGAUGAGAUGUGCGUUCCUCAGACGACGCUCAUGGAUAUCCAUCAAAGCUGGUUUCGUCAUGUCAAACAAAUCCAUCGCUUUGGAGACAUAUAUGAGUGAAUUAGCAUCAUAUUUCAAGCAAAAUUGCUCUCCCUUAGAUCUUUCGUUAGUUGUUUUCGUCUUUUUUUGCUUAUCCCAGACGCACCUGAUGGUCCAAGUAGGUCUCUAUGAGGAAAUCUGGACACAAUUUUGGUGCGUCGCCUGGAUUAUUGACAUUUGUUGCCAUUUCUUCCUCGGAUAAAGGUGUAACUCUCCUCUUCCUACCAAAUCUUUGCUCCCAUUCAGGGCCAGAUCUGUAUGUGAUUGUUGCAAUCUGUCUGGCCAUUUUCAUACCCGUGUGUGGUGGCAGACCAUCGUAAUAAAAACCUCUAUUCCAAUUUGGAUCGGACAUGAGACAGCUCCUCUGAGCGAAACGCAUAGCCACGGCGGUAGAACCAGAUCUAGCAGUACCAGAGAUGCUUAUUAUAGAUCCAACGCGUUCUGGUUCAAGAUGGGCAGCAGCUAUGGAUUGCAUACCUCCCAUAGAACAACCUGCAGAGGCGUACAGCUUGUCAAUACCAAGACUGUCGAUCAAUCUCCACUGUGCUCUAACCAUAUCGAACUGUGUGACAAUUGGGAAACGAGUACCAUACGGUUUGUUGUCAUCUGGAUGAGGUGAUGAUGGGCCUGUCGAUCCAUAACACCCACCGAGAACGUUAGUACAGAUUACAAAGAAUCUAUUAGUAUCUAUGGCGAAUUCCGGACCAGGGCCGAUGAAUUUCUCCCACCAGCCGGGUGUCUCAUUCCCUGGAUGCGAUUUCGCGUGUGAGGAUGCACUCAAACCUGUGUGUAGAAGGAUUGCGUUGGAUUUGUCACUGUUGAGAGUACCCCAUGUUUCAUAUGCUAUGUCGAAUCGUGGGAGCACACCUCCGAAAUCUAACAACAAAGGAUCGUCGGAUGUGAAUGUCUGAUAAGUGGCUGGUGUAGGUGUAGCAUAGACAGGUUCUGGACCUUCACCUUCUACGUCUUCUAUCUUGACGCUGCGCAUGAAUGGCAGUUUAUUGGUCUGUGAGGCCAACUUUGCAGCUCUCGAUUCGUUAGCAUCGACGCAAGGGAAGGAAGGAGCGUCUGGAUGGGUGCGUGGAAUAGAAGAACUAGUGCAUCUAACGAAUUGUUGCUUAUUUAGUUGAUUUCUCGCUAUUCUUGCUAUUUUCAGCAUCCG
Messenger RNA from Wallemia mellicola CBS 633.66, 2164 nucleotides. RefSeq lists its product as hypothetical. The coding region runs from base 137 to 604 and encodes 155 amino acids. NCBI's taxonomy places the organism in Eukaryota, Fungi, Basidiomycota, Wallemiomycetes, Wallemiales, Wallemiaceae. The transcript has 3 exons. The record is from RefSeq and is a predicted model, not a curated record.